UGUGUUACUGAGAAUAUCGAAAAUAUGGAUUGAGUCAUAUGUUUAUUUCCUACAAAUAUUUUGAAAAAGAAACAUGUUAUAUUCAACCACUGAGCUUGUUCUGACAGAUAUGGAAUCAACACGAUUUACAACGAUUCAAGAAGUUAACAAUCAGGCGGUUACUGCUGAUGAUAGCGUUUCUACGAAGCAUUCCAAGUUAAUUUACAGGUUAAAUCAUCGGCUCUUUACACCCGAUUUUCAUUAUGAAACCGGUACUACUACUAGAUCCAUUACAUUUUUGUUUUUCCUUCCUGAUUUCCCCGGACAAAUCGAUACUACAUCUGGAUGUUUUAGUUACACUGAAAUAGAAUGGAGUAAGGUACACUGAAUUUGUUGUUUGAAAAAUGACUUCUGUAAAGACUAUGCCCAGUCCAUAUGGACAAGGAAAAUGGCGGACUUCAAGUGACAAUAUGUCGAACUACACUGGGAUUGUAGGUUCUAGGUACAAGCCUCCAUUUGUGCGUCUUGACAGUACUGGAGAAGUUAAAUCAAGUGGGUUUGUAUCACCUCAACAGCCUUCAUUUGAUUCCGAGAUGACAUGCUUCCAAAAAGCUAAUGCUUCAGUGUUAAACUUUCGGGACUUGAUUGUAGAAAAACUUGUUAAUACAAACAAUACAAAAAGAAAUUUAACAAUGUCGGACAGACAUGUGCUGAUUGAUACAGAUCCUUUUAGUAAUCCGGUACAAUAUAAUACAAUGCCACAAACGAGACCGUUUAUGCAGCAACCACCAUAUGGUGCUGAGAACAGGUGGCAUCCUAAGCAACCUUCCUUACCUUUCCAACAAACUCGCUUUACCAGCAAUUUCAGAGUUUUUCCUUGCCAUCGGUUUGAGUUUUAUAACAAUAUAAAAAAUACAAUGGAUAUACAUGCCAUAGGACCUUGUUUGCCACAAAACUUUAUGGGUUUUCAAAGUAAUCCACGUGAGCAAAACUUUAGAAAUAGGAACAAACAUUUGCCUCAUAGAAAAGUGAUAAAGAGGGAAAGUGUUCCUAAUCCCUCGAUCUCUUAUUCUGGGCAGCAUACUAGUGAUCAUGGGUGUGAUAAUGUAGAAUCACCUCUCAAGAGCCAAGAUGUGUGUAGAUCUAGUCAAAGAUGUACAAUAAAGAAAGAUGUACAGUGUGAGAAUAUUUGUGGAAAUGACCAGCCAUGUUUGGAUCCAGAAACUUAUAAUGUAAAUUAUGGAUCAAGACAAGUAUGUAGCAAUGAAAUUAUUUCCACGGGUGUUACAAUGAAGGACACAAUGGGUAAUGUGACUUCUUGCACAGCAGAUGAUGCAAGCAAUGUUCUGAAAGGUGAUUCAGACAACACUGCAGAUUCACUUAUUGAUGAUUUGACUAAUAUUGUUUUGAGUGAUGUAAAUAAUGUUGUAAAUAAAACAUGUUUAAAUAUGGAAAAAGCCAAGUCCCAAGAGGAAGCAAGUGUUAGUGAAACAAGUCAAAAUGCUUGUGAUGUACUUUUGCUUCGUAAAACGUGUAAGAAAGGCAGACCAUCUGCCAAGAAACAAAGGAAGAGAAAACGUCAGAAGGCAAAGCUAUCCGAUUCUUCUGUUGGAGCUGUUAACUUUUGUGAUAUAAAUAAUGAAAUUCUUCAGGGAUCAAGUACAGCUCAAAAUGAAAAGCCAUCAAAGUGCCAACGUAAUACUUGUCAGCAACAGUUUGGAUGCAGUGCUAUUGCUUUCAUCCUGGGCUUACAUUCCAAAGCAGCAGACGCACCCGUCGAUGUUGUGGACUUGUUUAGCGAGGAUGAUAGUGGUGAUGAUAGUGACUUCUGUGAUAUAAGUGAAUGUGAUAUUGCUGCUUCUAUUCCUCAGUGCAAUCUGACCAGUGUUCUUCCUCAGCACAAUAAACCAAUGCUUUUUUGUGUCAGCUCGUCCAUCCAACCAGAUGUCGAUGAUGACACUGCUAAACUUGAUGCAAUAAACUUUUCCUGGAAUAUCCAGAUCUCCAAGCACAUUGCUGAUGCAAGAGAAACAAAACGAUCUAAGAAGGUAAAUUUUAAUGAUGAUCAUCUUGUGACCAUUCACCAAGCUGAUAGGUGGAGCAGAAAAGGACCAUGGGAAGACUACGCCAGGGAUCGACAGCGCUUCCAGCGCCGUAUAACUGAGAGUGAAGAAAUCCUGUCUCGUGUCCUAACUCCACAUCAUAGAGCUUCAGUCUUCCAGAAGCACCACUCUACAUGAUCACCAACUAAAUACCAUUUAUGUAUCUCUUAUCAAUAUCUGUUGGUAGCAUUUCAACGAUUUUUCAUUUGUUAUGCACCUUAAAAUAAUUAUUAUCUAAAUUAAAAAUUGCACCCUAUACAUAGACAAAUGUUGUAAAACUCCACUGCAUGAUGUGUUCUUAGCAGUUGGCCAUGACGAUUGAAAAAUAAUGUCAAGCAAGUCAAAACCUUAGCUUGUGUCUACCUGGUGAAACAUAAUUUUUCAUUUCUAUUUUCUAAUUCCUUUUAUAUACUUGUAUGCAGUCAGGUCAGUGGGUGACGACCACUUUGCCAGACCAUCCAAGUAAAAGUAAUUGACGUAUGCAUUCCAGGGGUUCUAUAAUUUUUUUAACAUUCACUUGCCAUUGGGCCAGUGGAUUUGAAAAUUAACUGGCCAUGGUGAAAAAUUCACUUUGCCUAAUUUUAACUGUUGAUAACCCCCCCCCCCCCCCCCCAAAAAAAACCCCCCAAAACCCCCCAGUAUUUUAAAAUAAUUUACUUUUUAAUGUACCAGGUACAUUUUGCAUACUGACAUCAUAUUUGUCAAUUUGCACAACACGGCUCAUUAGGCACACUUUAUGGUUUGUUUAGGAAAAAACCCCACAUACAAAAAAGAAAGGAAACAAGAACCUUUGUUGACAAAGUGUACAUGUAUUACAGUUUAAGGCUUACACACACACACACACACACACACCGC
Gigantopelta aegis is the source of this 2936-nucleotide messenger RNA. RefSeq lists its product as uncharacterized. The transcript is spliced from 2 exons. Gene Ontology annotation, biological process: response to endoplasmic reticulum stress. The record is from RefSeq and is a predicted model, not a curated record. Gene Ontology annotation, cellular component: endoplasmic reticulum; protein phosphatase type 1 complex. NCBI's taxonomy places the organism in Eukaryota, Metazoa, Mollusca, Gastropoda, Neomphalida, Peltospiridae. Gene Ontology annotation, molecular function: protein phosphatase regulator activity. Bases 384 to 2219 code for a protein of 611 amino acids.